Messenger RNA from Orbilia oligospora ATCC 24927, 3015 nucleotides. RefSeq lists its product as uncharacterized. Bases 1 to 3015 code for a protein of 1004 amino acids. The transcript is spliced from 4 exons. The record is from RefSeq and is a predicted model, not a curated record. Gene Ontology annotation, molecular function: protein binding. NCBI's taxonomy places the organism in Eukaryota, Fungi, Ascomycota, Orbiliomycetes, Orbiliales, Orbiliaceae.
AUGAAUCCGCCAAGUAGUUCUGCAUCGCGGUCUAAACAGGCAAGGCUGAAGCCCGAAAUGUACCUCCCAUUUGAAGAUCUAGUCUGCCGUCUAUAUCUUGAGGAGAACAAGACUACCCAAGUUAUAGCCGAAAUUCUAGAGAGAGAAAUGGGGACUACAGUCACUAAUAGCCAGGUUAUCCACUUGGUAAACAAAGUUUGGAGCCUUCGCAAGCGGCUUACUCCUUCGGAUCACAAGUUCAUCGACCAUGUGAAAAGGAAGCGACAGGAUGAGGGGAAACUUGAUACCCGCAUCAAGCUCUGCGGGGUCGUCCAGGAUGAAGAACGUCUUGCAAGGAAGAAAGCGCGCGUUCAUGAGCCUACCUUCCAAAAAUUCGUCAAAGCACAGAACAGCAUGAUGGCGCCGAAUAUGGGAUCACCGAUGAACCCCCCAGGUCUUGAAGUGGGAACACCUACCCCCCGCCCAAUAUCCGAAUUUUCACCGAUGGCUUUCGCAAGAUCACCGCAGAAUAAUUCUCCACCAUUUUACUUUAUCAUAAAUCAUCUUUACGAAGGACUUCCUUCGCUGAAACUCGAGAUUGUUUUUCAGAAGAUAACGACCAAACUACAAGGAGCCCCAACACCUGUUCCAUUCUCUCCAGGCAGCCUGUUGUCCAUGUCAAAAACCCCUGCUCUUCUCUCUAUUCCGGGAACCAGUAGCCAGGAUCUAAACAUGAGCCUAAUAGUCAACCAAGAAGGCACUCUUUCAGAACAAGAACUUUUGGAAGUUUUACAGCCCCUCGUGGUACAAUUCGGGAACCGUGCAAGUAACCCUAGCUCACUCAGAGACGCCCUUGACGGUUUUACUGAAUCCGAUAUUUCCCCACGCUAUUAUACGACACUACAAUCAUUCUUUAACAACGCUACCCCAAUCAUUGAUGAUUUUGCGGUUCAGACUUUUUACAGCGCGGCCAGGACAGGGAAUAUAAAUCUACUAAGAUUCUUCAUUGAACUCGGGAUUCUAAAAAGGCGGAAAGGCAGAUGGUCGGCUAAUUCCCAAGUCAUCGGCGUAACAGCUCUUCAGUUUUCAAUUGAAUACCGCCAAGGAAUAUCAACCUCCCUACUAUUGCGUAGUGGCAUUGAUAUCAAUGUCCGGCCUGUGUCAGAUCUCUCGCAAUCUGUUUUGAAGACCGCAGUUGAAGUCCAAGAUCUUGAACUUGUCAAUCAGCUGCUUGAUAUGGGUGCCGAGGAUAUCGUAUUUGAGGAAAUCUAUGAGCUUAGUCCAGUCCGAGAGAGAUAUCUGAACGAGCUAGAAGAAGCCGAUUUAACCUGGGCAGAAAAUGUUUCAGCACUUGAAGGCUUUUUGGAGCAAACAAUCCUUACUGCUUUAUUUUCGGCAAUCAGCCUAGAGGACGACGAUAUUUUCGAGGCACUACUGCGCAAUAGGUCCACACGUGAGAAGGAUGGAAAACCUCCGAUACCAUUUGACUCUCUGUCACACAUUUUUCUCAUGAGACUAUUGACCUUCCCAAAUUUUCUUCGGGGCGAUGUGGCUAGGGUAUCUAUGCGUCUGGAAUCCCUAUUUAAAUGCAAUGCUUUGCGUAUCGACAUAAAUGCGAUUGAUUUAUCCGGCUACACAGCUCUAGCGUUGGCUAGAGAUGUCGAAGACUCCGAAGAAGAUGAGGACGAAUAUCCAGGGGACAUUAUUGUCAAACUUCUCAUCGACUAUGGGGCAACUAAAAAAUCCCCAGGGCAGCUAGGGGCCCCGCCAUACGGGGGUCGCUCUGCUCGGCUUAUCGAUACUCACGUAUCACGAGUUCAGCUAUAUGCAAUACUCGACAGACUACACGAUUCAAUCCCAUGGGUCUCGUAUCGUCAAUCACUAGAAUCCCUCAGCCACUUAAAUAUGAGCAUUGUGAUAGAGGUACUAUCUAACUCGGCUAGGUCCUUCGAGGUCAAGUUGAAAAUCCAUUUCGACAAUACAGUCAGUAGCGGCAUUCUAGAGUCAAUGGAAGUCGUUAGCGGGAGUCUCGAAUCUAGUGUAUAUUUCAAUUUACGGACUUGGAAUGCUUUAACAAUAAGAUUCGAAUUCUAUAGCAGAGAUGCCUCUGUAAGUACUCUUAAUUGGGGCGAUUACACUAGAGCAGAACCAGUAGGCCUUUUACAACUCCACGAAAGUUCCCGCCCGGGAGAACAGCAUACCGUGAGUGGGUUACUGGGGAUUCCAAAAGUGCCCGUCGAAGCCGGCGAUCGCAUACAAAUCGACAUCAAGGGUUUACACUUGACACGACAGAAGGCCAAACUCGAGGCUUGCAAACAGACUAUCGAGUUUUACACAAAUUCAAUCCCAAACAUGGCACCUGCCGAAUUAGCUGCCUUCCUUGCCUUGGCUAUUCACUGUAAUCUUCACCAAAGGAUUCGAGAUGCCACCCGAUAUUUACAGAAAUUAGACAAAAUAUCUGCCCUCGAAGCGACAUGGAAUGGAGACAAUACAACAUUCGAUCUCAUUCUCGACAUUGCAGAGCAUACGAGUGAUCUAGGGGUGUCUUUGGAGCUAUUGACUUUGAUAGCCAUCCAUAUUGGUCAUACUUAUAAAGUGAUCAAGCUACUCGACCAGGGGAAUGUCGACGCCAACUAUAUUCUAGAAGGUGGAAAAACUUUUCUAGAAACGGCAGCGGUACUUGGAAGAUUAGAUAUAACCCAAGUCCUACUGAACGCUGGAGCAUCACAUCGGCUACCCGAAGCAAAGGCUAAGGCGGAAAAAUUCGGUCAUUUCGCCAUCUCCCAUAUCAUCAAUGAGCACAUAAAGCGUCUAGAACCCGAUACAGAAAUGGCUACCCCUUCAGAUCUUCCUACUCCAGGUCCUGCGGUAGCAAGUAAUGGCCCGCCUACGGAUAUACCCACCCCAGUACCGGUCGCCGCUGAAUCUCCCCGUGACCCUAUUGUACACGAAUAUGGUCUUUAUAUGUCUAGCGAUGGACUGCAAGAAAUGUUGUCAUCCGGGUCGUACUGGUUCCCAAUUAAUUCAUAUAGCUAG